Blepharisma stoltei is the source of this 2095-nucleotide messenger RNA. NCBI's taxonomy places the organism in Eukaryota, Ciliophora, Heterotrichea, Heterotrichida, Blepharismidae. The record is from the annotation of a GenBank genome assembly.
AUGGCAGAAACUACUGAUGAUUUAGCUUCACAUUACAUCGACCAAAUAGGUUGGGGAAAAUAUCAAUGGUAUAUUUUCCAGCAAUGUUUUCUGGUAACUUUAAAUUAGUCAUACAUGAGCUUUCAAAGCCUAGUCAUUACUCCUAGCUAUUAUGCAUCAGAUCUUGAAAAUGAAUGAGGAAUCUCAAAUAAGGAAAAGGGUAUUAUGAGCACAAUGUUUCAACUGGGCUGCAUUGUAGGGUCUUAUCUAUGAGGCUCCUUAUCUGAUCAUUAUGGCCGCACUUUCGCAAUGAAAAUAGACUCAAUUGUUAUAGUGUUUUCUUGCUUUAUUAUAAUUUUUUCGGAAAAUUACAUAGGGCUUACUAUAUUAUUAUUUUUCUUUGGAUUUGGGGUGAUUGGGCAUUUAGCUCUAAUCUCUGUGACUUUUAAGGAAUUUUGCCCAACAGAAAAUUUGAAUUUAAUGCCUAGGCUAAAUUUAGGAGCUCCAAGUGGCGGGGUAAUUUUUUGCUUACUCCCCCCUCUGUGAGCGAAAAAAAAUUUUUGUUUACUUAUGACAUAUAAAUUUUAUAGAAUUUAUUUUCAAAUUAAAAUAAUUCCAAAUAAUUUUAAAGCAAAUAUUAAUUUAAUUUGUAAAAUUAUGCUUUUAAAAUGCAAGCUAUUUAAAAUUAAGCAGAGAUCUCAUUAUAAUAAUUGUCAUAUAUAUAUAUAUAUCAAAAAACUUUUCAAUAAAAAUUUUUAUAUUAAAAUAAUUCUUUGCUCGCUCAUAGAGGGUUGGUAUUUUCCAAAAUAUAGGGAUUUUUCCAAUAUUUUUAUUCAUGGAGGGGAGUUAGCAGCUGUAUUGAUUGAAAUAUUUAAUUCUCAAUAUAUUGAAAAUUGAAAAAUGAUUGCAAUAAUAAAUUUUUUUUGCAAUCUAAUUAUUUCUAUCUUAAAAAUCGAUAUGGACGAGACACCCGGAUUUUUAGUUGUCCACAAAAAAUAUUCUAAAGCCGAAGAAAUUUUGAAAAAAAUCCAAACUUAUAAUGGGAAAGAUGGACUAAUUCCAAUAAAUUUACAGUAUGAUUGUGAAAUGAACGAAAAUGGAAUUCCUUCGCAGCCAAAAAGCCAUAUAAAAAUGCUAUUUUCUAAAACCUUUGUCAGAUCAACAAUAUUUUUUUGUUUGGUAUUUUUUACUACGAGUUUUGCAACAGUAAGUGUAGUUAUGUUUAUGCCCGAAUACCUAAGCCAAUUUCCCGUAAUUUUAAGUUGAAUUAUAAUCGCAAUCCAAAACUUAGCUGGAUUUCCAUGCUUAUUUUUCGCACCUUAUUUAGUUAAUUCAAAACUAGGCAGAAAAUAUACAUUGGUUUAUUGUCAAAUUAUUAUGUCUUUGGCAGUGAUUUUAUUUGCUUUUAUAAAGCAGCCGAUUCUCGUAAUUUUUAUUUACUCCCCCCCCCCCUCCGUGAGCGAACAAAAAAAUUUUGUUCGCUCACGGAGGGGGGUUAAUUUUUUUUUUUAAAAAAAAAAUUUAUAUAUAAAUUUUAUAAAAAAAUAUUUUUUUUCGAAAUUUAAAAAAAUCCUAAUUUGCAAAAAUUGGGGAAGCAAAUAUUAAUUUAAUUUGCAAAAUUUAUGUUUUAAAACGCAAUUUGUUUAAAAUUAAACAGAAUUAGCUCUAGAUUUCAUUAUACUAAUUAUCACUUAUAUAUCAAAAUUUUUUUCCAUUAAAAUUUUUUCUAUUAAAAAAAUUUUUGUUCACUCACGGAGGGUGGGUUUUUGGUCAAAAAAUGGCGAUUUUUCUAAUGGUUUUGUUCGCUCACGGAGGGGGGGGGGGGAGUUAGAUCAUAAUUAUAACUUCAGUUUUGAUGGGAGUAAACACCCUUUCAUAUGCAUCUUUGUUUUUAUUUGCAGUAGAAAGCUAUCCUAUUGAGGUAGAAAACACUGCUCAAGGCGUCUUUUUAGCAUCUUCGGGAGUGGGGUCUCUUACUGGCCCUCUAUUAGCGGGGGUAGUUCUUGAUUGAAAAAAUGGCCAUGAAAUAUCGCUGGUAUUUUUUGGAAUGGUUUUCCUUAUUUGUGCUUCAUGCUCCUUCAUGCUAAAAGAAACAAGACAAAAUACACAAAAAUAA